AUGAUUUCCCGUCAAGUUAAUUGUCUCAUCAUAAUGGUCACCUCAAUAUGGUUUCUCGGUCUUUCUUCAGCAGCCAAUAGCAGAGUAGCCAGCAUCCAGUUUUGUCCACUUGAUCCCAAAAGUUCUAUCGAAUCAGAAUUAGAAGAUCUGUUUAGUGAAGUCAACAGGAUGGAUGCGUAUGUUAGAGAUUUUGAAAAACCUAAACAAUCUUCGGAAUCUUUGUUUGAUGUGGCAUAUAAAGCGAUAUGCUCAGAACUUAAACAGAACGCUAGUCGACUUCGACUUCUUGAGAAAGCAGGACCAAAGUCAAAGCCAGCGUAUGACAAGAUUAAACCUCUCAUUGAUCAAAUCUUGAUACACUUACAGAACUUCAUCAUAGACCCAUCUGCCGCCGUUAAAAAUGCACCAGAGUUAUCCAAAACUAUCACAGCUAUAAGAGCAAAAGCUAAGCCUCGUAAGAAAUUUUCAACUCGAGUUGAGAUUUUGAAAAAAAAAAUUGAAACUCAGGUGGCUGAUUCAUUCUCAAAAAAUGCGUAUACAGUCAAUGCUGAAUUGAGGAAAAAUGCAGGUGGUCAAUAA
This is a messenger RNA of Melampsora larici-populina 98AG31, 579 nucleotides long. RefSeq lists its product as uncharacterized. The transcript is spliced from 2 exons. NCBI's taxonomy places the organism in Eukaryota, Fungi, Basidiomycota, Pucciniomycetes, Pucciniales, Melampsoraceae. The record is from RefSeq and is a predicted model, not a curated record. Bases 1 to 579 code for a protein of 192 amino acids.